CGGUUAUUCUUGGUAGUUUAGAAAAAACACACGUAUAAAUAUCACGAGAACUACUAAAGAAACAGAACCAAAACACAAAAGAAACUAAAAGAUGGAAAGUUCGUCAAGUGAAGAAGAAGAAGAAGAAGAAAUGCAACAAGAAAAUGGCGGUGGUGAUGACCACGAUGAGAUAAAUUACAUACAGUUAUUAAUUGGCAACGAAGUCAACAAUGCUCGACUAAAUGAUCAACAAGCUGCAGAUAUUAUGAAUGACAUUUGGAUUCAAGAAAUUCGCCGUCAUGCAAUCCAUUACAUUCUCAGAAUCACAGGGCCACAAUUCGGGUUUCAUGUACAAACACUUUACACAGCAGUGACAUAUGUGGACAGAUUUCUUCUCGAGCGAAUAGUAGAAGUUGGACAGUACAGGAUGGUGAGAUUAAUAUCAGUGGCAUGUUUAUCAUUAGCUGCAAAAAUGGAUGAAAGUAGAGAAAAUGUGCCACCAUUAUCACAUUAUCCAGUAGGAACUUUCGGCAUUAAUGUGGAUCAUAUAAGGAAAAUGGAGUUGAUGAUUCUUGGUGAUUUUCGUUGGGAUAUGCGAUAUGUUACUCCUUUUAAUUUCAUACGAUUUUUCCUAUCAAGAUUUGCUAGAGAUGUUCCAAGCAAAUACUUAACAAGAAUGAGAAUUUAUGAAAUCGUCUUGAGUGUUCUUCAAGGUGGGAGGUUAAUGAAUCAUAGACCAUCUGUAAUAGCAGCAGCUGCAACAUUGUUAGCAGUAAACGGAAAUUUGACUAUAGAACAAGUGGGGAUUCAGAUAAAUGCCUUGCCUUUAAAUGGACUUCUUCAAAUUAAUAAUGUGUGGUACUGCUACAAUAGACUGCGACAGCUGAACGAGCACGUAUGAGGAUGAUGACAAACAACCACAGCAGAAGAAACAUUACUGUUGUAAAGAUUUUUUGGCAUGAAUUUUCUCAGUAUUCAGAUGUGAUUAGCCUUUUUUUCUGUUGAAUAUAUUGGAUAUAGGCAAAUAGAUUUUUUGCUGAAAUCUCAACAGCAGGAUAAAUGGGUAUCAUAGCUGUUAAAUGAAGAGUUAAUAGGGGUUUCAUUGAUUCUACUACGUAUGUUGGACUGAUUGAUUGUUAAUAUUAGUACUAAUAUUUUAGGACGUAUGUGCUUCUUCUCUCUGUUCAUAUUUUAGGACAUUUGGUUUGAAUGUCUUGAAGUUAUCCAUUGUGUAAAUGUUUAUAAAAGGGCGCAGAUAAAGAAAACUCUUUUUUAUUAUUGUAUAAAUGACUCCUAAAUUGCUAUUCUACUAGUUAUUGUAGAUCAUGUAUUAUAUCACUGAGUCACAGCAUAAACAAUAUGUACAUCACAAUUCAUACCUUGCUCGUUGGAGAAUCACACUACACAAUUGUCACUCUUUCUUUGAAUGUGAAGUUCACAACAGUUGAUUGAUCGACUGG
Molecule: messenger RNA, 1439 nt
Organism: Capsicum annuum
Lineage: Eukaryota; Viridiplantae; Streptophyta; Magnoliopsida; Solanales; Solanaceae
Product: cyclin-D5-1-like
Exons: 5
Coding region: 92-880 (262 amino acids)
Biological process (GO): mitotic cell cycle phase transition; regulation of cyclin-dependent protein serine/threonine kinase activity
Cellular component (GO): nucleus; cytoplasm; cyclin-dependent protein kinase holoenzyme complex
Molecular function (GO): cyclin-dependent protein serine/threonine kinase regulator activity
Source: RefSeq, a predicted model, not a curated record